AUGGCACCUCGCAGCAACAGAGAUAUCCUUACUCAAGGUAAGAGUUAUGCCAACAAACAGGCGAAAAAGUUUGGGACCGAUGAAGUUACCUUCGAUAAGGACUCUCGUCUGGACUUCUUAACAGGUUUUCACAAACGUAAGGUACAGAGACAAAAGAAGGCACAGGAAUUCAAUAAGGAGCAAGAACGUUUAGCAAAGAUAGAGGAAAGGAAAAAAACUCGGGAUCAACGUAAGAAAGAGGCUGAGGAACAGCUGAGGAAAUUUAAGGAAUCGAUGAAAGAUGUUGGCGAUUAUAUUGGAAGCGAUAAUGAUGAUGACAUAAUUGACCAAGCUUCUUCGUCUGAUGAGGCAGAGUCUUGGGACGGAUUUACCGAUGAUGAGGAAGAUGGCAGCGUCAAGCCAAUCCUAAAGAAAACCGAGCAAAUUUACGAAGAUGAAACUCAUGUCGAUAUAGAGCCUUUAGAGCCUAAUGACAACUUCGAGUAUCUCGCAAAGAUCAAUAACGUUAAGCUUGAACAAUCUAAGAAGGUUCUCGAUGAAAGCAUCGAGCGUGCAAAGAAGUACGCAAAGUUCUUGGGCAUGGAUGAAAAGCCAAAAAAGAAGAAGAAGUUUAGAUAUUUAACUAAGGCGGAGAGAAGACAGAACCAAAGGAAGGCAGAUGCCAACAAACGUAGAAGGUAG
Molecule: messenger RNA, 681 nt
Organism: Lachancea fermentati
Lineage: Eukaryota; Fungi; Ascomycota; Saccharomycetes; Saccharomycetales; Saccharomycetaceae
Source: the annotation of a GenBank genome assembly